This is a messenger RNA of Babesia bovis T2Bo, 1698 nucleotides long. Its product is annotated as putative integral membrane protein. The coding region runs from base 198 to 1682 and encodes 494 amino acids. The transcript has 10 exons. The record is from RefSeq and is a predicted model, not a curated record. NCBI's taxonomy places the organism in Eukaryota, Apicomplexa, Aconoidasida, Piroplasmida, Babesiidae.
GCGAAUUUUAGUUUAUUAAAUAUAUAUAGAUAAACGGUAUCUGCUGAUGCUAUUCUGUAUUCCAAUGUGUAACCAAAAUAGCAAUAACUUUAUAUCAUAAGACCGCCGUGAAAUUUCCAGAUGGAUUACAAUCAUAUUCUAUCCAUGUAAUACCUUCAGGAUAUGUUUUAAUAUGAAUCAACACAUUGAUAAUCACGAUGGCGGCAUCUGAUACCGCAAUCACGCUGGAUGAUGUAUGCAGGUUCUAUCAUCCCAAUGCAACAUUCCCUUGCAAGAUUAGAGCUCUUACAACAACGGGAAAUACUGAAGGUCUCCUUAUAAAUGGGAAUUUAUUGGAUCAACAACUAUCUCUUGAGCACCUAUCAAAGCAUGAGAUGAUCCUUAUUAUAUCGAACGGCUCUCAUGGACGGAAUGUAAUUAAUUAUCUAUAUCGCGAACGAGUAUUUGCGCCAUCUGAUGGUGCAUAUAGUAAAUAUUCAGGACUUUAUUACAUAUGCCCACGAAGAGUAGGCACAUCGGAGCAGCAAUUUACCGAGCAAUGUAAAUCGUGGAUACCUACUGGUUUAAGUCAAUCGGAUAGAGUUAAAUUGCAUGAUGCCGUGAAAACAAUAGAUGUGGUCACCACCGAAGAAUUAAUGCAAACAUUUGCAAUUUUUCUCAUGGAGAUUGGAUCUUUUCAACCUAGUUUGAAUUCCGUCAAAGAUACAUUUCUAGAAGCUUUGGUGCAAAAUAGGGCAACUAAAGUUAUUGUAUUGUUUGACUAUCGAUUUGCAAAGUCAAAUGAUUUGCGAAAACAUAUGGAAACGGUAGUGAAUCUUGUUGAAAGCGGGCAUGUUGAUAAUAUUGAUUUGUAUCUCAGCUACGAUGACAGUCGAGUUAAUGAGGCAAAGUUAUCUGAAGCCCUUGUAGAGAUAAACAAUUCAUUUAAAAUUGCAUUCCAUGGAAGCGAAUAUGAAAAGGAGCUGUCUACCUAUAUUUUCAAACCAUUCAAAGUACCAUCCAAUGGUGAAUUGAUAUCUCACUUAUUGGGUGGUGAUGAUUUCAAUGUUGCAAACUUCGUUAACGAAACACUGAAAAACGGCUCUAUGUUUGAGUACCAGUGUGAAAAUGCUAAAAAUAUAGAGAUGGAACACGGGAUACAUAUGUUGCAAACAACAAUGGAAAGUGCCAAACAAGAUAAGCUUCAACUAUGUAUCGAAAAGCUUGAACGUGAUAUAGAUCUUUUACACGAUGUAUCAACAAAGCAUGUUCGACUUUACAGAAAUCAAUCAAUCACCUAUUUCAUUACCUCUAUUCAUAGUUUGCUCCGAUACAUGCAAAACUGUGCCGUGUUUAUGAUCAUAACUGCCAGUGUUUUCAUCAAGCUGCUUUCAAAAAUGAAUCUGGAGGAUUCAUUCGAUAAGGUAAAUGACAGAAAUUCCGUAUUAAGAUAUAUCUGUCGAUUGGGAGAUAAAUACACUUUUACGCAAUGGAUAACAUUUUACCUGUAUAUACUAAUUAUAUACAUCACCAUCUAUAUGGUGGGAAGGUUGUUUGGAACCAUUGAAAAGCUAGAUCCUGAAGCAUAUAAUAAACAUAAGACUGCUAUGCUACAUAUGGAAUCCCUUAAAAGUAGUCUUAGGCGUCUAAAGGGCUUACAAAAGGGCGUGAUGCGGUAUGAUGAGGCUCCUACACCCAAAUAAACAUGAAUAAUAGCAU